Messenger RNA from Penaeus vannamei (Pacific white shrimp), 920 nucleotides. The record is from RefSeq and is a predicted model, not a curated record. Lineage: Eukaryota; Metazoa; Arthropoda; Malacostraca; Decapoda; Penaeidae.
UGAGGAGGAGGAGAAUGAGAAAGAAAAGGAAAAGAAGAAAAAGGAGAAUGAACCUUCCUUGUUCUGACAGGUAUCCAUCAAACUCGAACUUUACAAAUUCUUUUUCGCCCACAGAUGUACACAGGGACGGGUGUGCUAUCCCAGUUCGUUAACCUGCACGUGAACACACCACGUGCAGUCGUGCUCGGACCUCAGGAGCUGCACGUGCAAGAGGGAGACACCAUAACACUCGUCUGUGUCAUACAACAGAGCAAACCUCCCUUCGUGUUCUGGUACCACGGCGACCAAAUGGUGAACUACGACGGCUCUCGCAACCGCCUCAACGUUAUAACACAGGUUGAAGGCUCGCGGACGAACUCUCGACUCACGAUCACCGACGCCAGAUAUACGGAUUCGGGGAACUACUCUUGCCUCCCGCCCAACGUCAAGCCCGCCUACGUUCUGGUCUUCGUCAGUCAGGCUGGAGACACGGUGGCCGCGGUGCAGAGACGAGGCCACACGUCCACGGCCCCCACGACGCUCCGCUCCGCCACCAGCGUCGCCGUCAGCUUGAGCGUCUGUGUCACCCUCUGCGUCAGCGUCUUCACCCACUUCCUUCCUACGAGAUGAUGGUUCCUCUCUCUCUUCCUGGCGGGUUUACUGUAAAGAAAAAUUAGGUGUAGAGAGAGGAAAAGAUCAGUAAAAGAGGUCUAUGUAUCCAUCUAAUUACAAAAGAAAGAUAUAUAUAUGUAAAUUGUACCCUCCUUCAUUGUGAACGUUUUAUGUAUAUACAUAUAUAUAUAUAUAUAUAUAAUUACCGAGUUUUCAUCCAGGUCAUGUUUUGUCCCCAAAAUGGGUUUAUGUAUUCUCCCGGUGGAUGUUAAAUGUGUUAUGUGUUUUAUGUGGUCAUGAGGUCGCAUGAUGAAGGUUUGGUUGUCAUG